AGAGAGGCCAAUAAUUGAAAGCACUUUAGAAAAAGUUAAAAAGAGAGAGAGAAAGGAGAGGGGCAAUUAAUGAUAGAAAGCACUUUAAAAAAAGUAGUCCCUAGAUGCAAUCUUCCUUCACAGCAUAUUCGAUAUUCAUCUGCUGCGUUGAGUUUUCUGUGUGUUUGUGAUCCAUCUCCGGUUUAAAACCAGACUUGGUUGCAUCUCUGUUUCUACAAAUUUAUAAGCUUCGCUUCUUAGAGCAUAUUCGAUCUUCAUCUGCUGCGUUGAGUUUUGUGGUGUAAUUGGGACACAGUAGUAGCUAGAUUUCAUAUUCGAUCUGCUGCGUUGAGUUUUGUGUGUGUUUGUGAUCCAUCUCCGGUUGCAUGCAUCUCUGUUUCUACAAAUUUAUAAGCUUCUCUUCUUAGAGACAAGCACAGCCUGAUUUCAUCAUCAUUUUCCAUACCAUAUUCCAUCUUCAUCUGCUACGUUGUGUGUUUAAAACCAGACUUGGUUGUAUCUCUGUUUCUACAAAUUUAUAAGCUUCGCUUCUUAGAGGGAAAAAAGAGUUGAAAAUGGAAGUCAUUACUACUGUGGUGGGAAAGAUGGUAGAGGUACUUAGAGACCGCUUUUUGGCAUCCAUGGGCCGCCGAAUUGGUUAUGUGGUUCACUACAAGAAAAAUAUCGAGGAUCUCCAUGCUCAAGUCCAGAAUCUUAGAGGCGUGAAGGAGAGGAUUGAAGGAAAAGUUGAAACAGCCGAAAACAAUGGAGAAGUCAUUGAGAAAGACGUUUUGAAUUGGCUAACGGAUGUGAAUAAAAAGGAGGAAGACCUGAACAGAUUAUUGGCAAACAAUGAAAACAUCAAGUCAUGUUUUGAUGUUGGUUCAAGGUAUCGGCUUGGUAAGGAAGGUAAAAAGAAGUUGUCUGAUGUUUUGGGGCUUAUAGAGCAAGCCAACAAGUUUGAUACAGUUGAUAUUUGGUCUGAUGUUUGGGGGCUUAUAGAGCAAGCCAACAAGUUUGAUACAGUUGAUAUUUGGUACACAUCUACCACAGGUUUUGAGCAUUUCGAAUCCAGAGAAUUGGUUCGUAAGCAGAUCAUGGAGGUGUUGAAAGAUGAUAAUAGAAAUUACAGAAUCGGGAUUCAUGGGAUGGGAGGUUGUGGAAAGACGAGAAUGGCUGAAGAGAUUGCCAAACAAGCUCAAGCAGAGAAGCUUUUUGAUGAGGUCGCCAAGGCAGUCUUCUCCCAAAAUCCAAAUUUGAAAAAAAUUCAAAAAGAGCUUGCUGAGUGUUUAAAUAUGUCAUUUAAAACAGAGACUGAAGUUGGGAGAAAGGGGGAGCUGUGCAACCGACUGAAAAAUGGGAAAAAAAUUCUUGUAAUAAUCGAUGACAUUUGGAAUGAUGAAAUAAAGUUGGAGGACAUAGGAAUCCCAUCUAGCAAUGAUCAUUUCAAGGGCUGCAAAGUUUUGCUGACCUCUCGGAGACGAGAUGUGUGCGUUCAGAUGGGGGUUCAAGAAAACUUCCAAAUUGGACUUCUGCAGGAACAUGAAGCAUGGUACCUGUUUAAGAAAACAGUUGGAGAUUUUAUUGAAUUUCCUCAUGAAAUUCAUUCUGUUGCAAAACAAGUUUGUAGAGAAUGUGAUCAUUUGCCCUUGGCAAUACUUGUAGUUGGAGCAGCAAUGAGGGAUCAGAAGGAAAAGCAUGUGUGGGAUGAUGCACAUGUUCAAUUGAGCAAUUGCAGCGGAGAUAACAUUGAGGGAAUGAACGAAAAAUUGUAUUCCCGCAUUGAGUGGAGCUACAAGUAUCUGAAGCAGACAGAUGCUAGGUCUUGCUUUUUGCAUUGUUCGUUGUUUCCAGAAGAUUAUGAAAUUCCGAUUGAUGACUUGGUGAUGUAUGGAGUGGGAACAAGGUUUCUCAAGCACAACCGGGAUACAAUGAAAACAGCGCGAGAUAGAAUACUUGUAUUAGUUGAUACCUUGAAGAAAUAUCAUUUGUUGUUAGAAGGUGAAAGCAAAGACUUCGUCAAAAUGCACGACAUUAUUCGAGAUGUUGCCAUCUUAAUUGCAUCAAAAGAGGAAUUUCUCUUGAAAACAGAUGUCCGAGAGUGGCCAGAGAGGGAUGAAUAUAAAUCCUGUAAGGUAAUCUCAUUGAGGUUCCAAAUUUGUGAGCUUCCCUAUGAGUUACAAUGUGCAGAAUUACAGACCUUGGUAUUGGAAUGCAACACCGAUAGUAAACCUCAAGCUCCAGAUAAUUUUUUUAAAGGGAUGAAAAAGCUUGAAGUUUUAGAUUUGCGUUCCGUGCGGCUGCCAUCAUCACCUUUAAAUCUGAUCAGCCUUCGGAUGUUGCGACUCUAUAACUGUCAACUGCAGAACCUAGCUUUUCUCAAGGAACUAAGAAAACUUGAGAUACUAAGCGUUAAUGAUUCUAAUCUGAAAGAGGUGGCUGUGGAAGUAGGACAGUUGACUAACUUGCGGUGGUUGGAUUUAAGAGAAUGUGAAAACCUCCGGAUCAUUCCAUCAGGUGUCAUAAAAAGUCUAUCCAAAAUUGAGGAACUGUACAUUCCACAUGAUUUUGGGGAAUGGGGGGUUGAAGGGAAUGCAAGGAUUGAUGAACUUAAUUCAUUGACAGGCUUAACCACUUUACAAAUUCACAUAGGAGAUGGCAUGCUACUGCCCAAUGAGCUCUGCUUUAAGUCCUUGAACAGAUUCAAAAUAUCAGUUGGGUGGACUAAGGGUUUUGGGUAUGAUGAAGAAGACUUAGGAGCACGGAUGUUGAAACUUGAUGAUAUUAGUAUGAGGAAGGAGUUCAAUAUUUUGAUUGAGAAUGGGGAAGCACUUUUUUUACAGAAUGUGGAAGAUUUAAAGAAUGUGCUUCAAUGUGGAGAUGGAAAAGGGUUUCUGGAUUUGAAAUAUCUUAGAAUCGAGGACUCUAGUGACAUGGAACAUCUACUUGGCAGUCCAAAAUGGAAUUUUCAAAGUCACGGUGCUUUCAACAGAUUAAGUGUGUUAGAUAUUAGACGUUGUAGAAUGAAAUUUCUCUUCCACGUAUCCAUGGCAAGAGCUCUUCUACAACUCCAAGAAUUACAAAUACAGGAAUGCGAAAUCAUGGAAGAAAUAAUUCUAGAUGAUGAUGAGGAAGUAAUGAAUAAUGUUACUUUUCAUCAAUUAAAGAAAAUGGAGUUGUACGGACUACCAAACCUCGUAAGCAUAUGCUGCACCAAUAGGAAGAAAACGUCAAGCACGGAUUGCAAUACUUCCGACCUUGCACAAGCUUUCUUUAAUGAAAAGGUUUCAUUCCCUGCUUUGGAAGUACUGGAGGUAAGAGGAUUGAAAAACAUUACAGCAAUAUGGAACAACCUAUUAUUCCUAGAUUCGAAAGCAGAAGAAGAAUCAUCCUUCCACCAGCUAAGGAACAUAAAGAUACUUAAAUGUGAGAAACUGGUAAAUGUGAUAAUUGCAGGUCAAAAAGGAGGAGGAGGAGGAGGAGAGACAAGUGAUGAGAUUAUUGUGUUCCCUCACUUAAAGAUUAUGCAACUUGGAGGGUUGUCAAAACUCAAAAGUUUCUAUGAGUCUAAAAAAGCAACAGUCCAUAAUGACAUUAUUCCCCAAGCACUCUUCAAUUACACGGUCAAGUUCCCUUGUUUGGAGAGCUUCGAGUAUAAAGGACGUGAAAACAAUGUGAAGGAGAUAUGGGACGACACGGUUCCAACAGAUGCUAUUUGUAAACUAAGGGUGUUGAAAGUGUCUUAUUGUGUUGAACUGUUAAGUGUUGCUCCAUCAAAAUUGCUUGGAAGUUUCCACAACCUAGAAGAACUUAGCAUAUUCGGGUGUGACUCCUUGGAAGAGGUACUUAAGGUUGAAGAAGGGUCAAAUGCCGAGGAAGGAAUGGUUGCAAGAGAUGCAGAUAUAGAAAAAGACUUGGAGGACAAUCUUGUGUUCCCUCAAUUGAAAUCUAUAAGCUUCAAGUUUUUGCCACAGCUGAGGAUUUUUUACCGGAGGAGUCGCAUUUAUGAAUUGCCAUCCUUAAAAAGUAUGGCAAUAUUUCGUUGUCCCAAAUUGGAAAUGUUUCCUUGCCGAGUCACUGCCCCCUCACAAUCAUCCUCGAAAAAGGUUGCUUUUCCUGUCUUGGAGCAUUUGACACUCUCGGAUAUGGAUGGAAGCAUCAUCUUUGAAGAUAUUUUGUAUGGCCAUGUCCCAGCAGCCUCAUUUAGCAAAGUUAGAAAGCUGCAGCUGAAUAACUGCAGCGUGCUUGAAGAUAUUUCUACCUUGCUGCUACAGGGGUUUGAAGUUGUUGAAGAACUCAAUGUGGGAUUUUGUGAUUCAUUACAAGUUGUCUUCAACCGUGAAGGACUUGAAGACAUCAAAAGAGGAGCCCCUCAAAUAACAAAGUUGGACCCCUACCACAACCUAACAUCUUUAACAGUUGGAUCUUGCAACAGCCUGAAAUGUUUAUUCUCACUCUCAAUCGCAAGAAAUCUCACAAAUAUUGAACAACUGAAGGUUCGUUGGUGUGAUGCGAUUGAAGAAAUAAUUAAAAAUGAAGAUCAAGGUGAAGAGGAUGGUGGCAUGGAUGAAAUUGUGUUUCCCAAGUUACAGUCUAUGGAGCUUUACCAUCUACCAAACCUCACAAGUUUUUGUUGGGCAAAAAAUGCUUUUAAAUUGCCAUCCCUACGGAAUGUUAGGCUGAUAAGAUGUGACAAAAUGCAGACAUUUACAUCUGGACAGAUAAGCACACCGGUAAUAAAAUUAUGUAAUGAUAACGUUGAACUUGAAGAAGUGAGUGACCUCAAUAAUUAUGUGCAACAGCGUGUUCAAGAAAGAAAGGGGAUUACUACUUAUAAGGAUGAUGAAGGAACAAGUCUUGGCAAAGAGAGAGACUGGAAACCAUGAUGAAGAAGAUAUUUUGCUAAAUGAGUAAAUUAAGUGAUCAUUUUUGGACAGGCUAGUAUUUGGAAGUGGAAGUAAUUUUACUGCAGUUACCAUCCAAGUGACUGAAGUAAAAAGGUGGCGGAUCCAAUCCUUUGGGUUCUCUCUUGCUACUGCCAAGAAAACAUAAUGGCCUUCAAUUCAAGGGGCACCAAAUGCUGACAUGCAAUUUAUUUGGGGACACCAAAAUUGGAAGUUUCAUAUAUGAUUUAUUGUUUGUUUUCUCCCAUAUUCUUUUUCUGCUCGAGUGUGAAUACCGUUGGUGUGUUUUGCUGAAGAUUGUUUAGCUAUGGUUGAAGUGUAUUUUAUUUAUUUAUUUUGGUAUGGAGUUAUGGUUGAAAUAUGUUUGUGUUACAUGAUCA
Molecule: messenger RNA, 5263 nt
Organism: Cornus florida
Lineage: Eukaryota; Viridiplantae; Streptophyta; Magnoliopsida; Cornales; Cornaceae
Product: probable disease resistance protein At4g27220
Exons: 9
Coding region: 555-4865 (1436 amino acids)
Molecular function (GO): ADP binding
Source: RefSeq, a predicted model, not a curated record